Messenger RNA from Bradysia coprophila, 1715 nucleotides. Its product is annotated as myrosinase 1-like. Lineage: Eukaryota; Metazoa; Arthropoda; Insecta; Diptera; Sciaridae. The record is from RefSeq and is a predicted model, not a curated record. Gene Ontology annotation, molecular function: hydrolase activity, hydrolyzing O-glycosyl compounds. Gene Ontology annotation, biological process: carbohydrate metabolic process.
GUUAUGUGAUAAUGUUCGCUGAUUGUACAGCUCUAAAAACAUUCAUUUAAUACACAAAAUUCAAUUAUAUUGCAAACAUCUCCGGCGUCAUGAGGCUGCUAGUGCUAACUUUGCUGUCGUUAGUGAUUUGGGCCAACGCCCAAAAUGAGUAUCCAGAAACGAUCACUGGAACUUUUCCUGAAGAUUUCCAAUGGGGUCUGGCAACUGCAUCCUAUCAGAUUGAAGGUGCUUGGGAUGUUGAUGGCAAGGGUGAAAACAUUUGGGAUACCUUCACACACAGAGUCGUAUCUCCGAUUUACGAUGCAUCAACUGGAGAUGUUGCUUGCGACUCUUACAACAGAUACCAAGUCGACGUUCAACUUCUUAAAAAUAUGGGGGUGGACUUCUACCGAUUCUCAGUGAGUUGGUCGCGUGUUCUUAGCACAGGCAGAUUAGCUGGCGGUGUCAAUGCAGCAGGAAUUACUUACUAUAAUAACUUAAUUGAUGACCUCAUCGCUAACGACAUUGAACCGAUGAUCACAAUUUAUCAUUGGGACUUGCCGCAAGCCCUCCAAGACGUGAACGGAUGGCAAAAUGAUACCAUUGUCAAUGCAUUCGAAGAGUAUGCCAACUUGCUGUUUAGUAAUUUCGGUGAUCGUAUCAAGAAAUGGAUCACGUUCAACGAGCCAUGGGUUACGUGUGUUUUGGGUCAUGGAAAUGGCGAGCACGCUCCUGGAAUUGUACAACCUGCCACAGCACCCUACUUAUGUGCUCACAAUGUUCUAAGAAGUCACGGUCGGGUCUAUAGAUUGUACGAAAGAACAUACAAGGCUGCUCAAAAUGGUCUUGUUGGUAUUACGCUCGACUCUGCUUACUAUACUCCCAAAGACCCAGAAAAUGACGAGGAUGUGAAAGCGGCGGAACGUGCUGUUACAUUUAAGCAUGGCUGGUUUGCACACCCUAUUUUCAAGGGUGGUGACUACCCACCGAUCAUGAGAGAGCUGAUUGACAGUAAAAGUGCUGAAGACAAUUUGACUCUAUCGCGCCUUCCAGUAUUCACAGCUGAUGAGAUACAGGCAAUUAGUGGCUCCUCCGAUUUCCUUGGAUUCAAUCAUUACACAACCGAGCUUGUUGAAUCAUCCAUACGAUCUGAUCGAUCUUGGAAUGGUGAUCAAAAUACUGCUACCAGUCACCAUCCGGAUUGGCCACCGAGUGCCGCAAGCUGGUUAAAGCAUGUGCCUUGGGGAUUCCGGAAGCUACUCAAUUACUUCAAGGACACGUAUGCUAAUCCAGUGGUUUACGUUACUGAAAAUGGAUUUGCUGACACCGAAAAUGAAAGAUUGAACGAUGACGGGCGAGUCAGAUAUUAUCGCGAAUACAUCAAUGAAAUGCUCAAAGCAGUUACAAUCGACGAUUGCAACGUUAAGGCUUACACUGCAUGGAGUUUAAUGGACAAUUUCGAAUGGGCACGUGGAUACUCUGAACGGUUUGGUAUUCAUUGGGUGAACUUCACACAUCCAGACCGGCCAAGAUAUCCGAAGAAAUCAGCCAUUGAAUUGAAGAAAAUUUUUGCGGACAAUGGAUUUCCAGCCGAGACUAGCGGUAGCACCAAACUGGUUGUGGGUGUUAUGUAUGGAUUCACUGUUGCUGUUUUCAUGUUCGGGCGAUUAUUUUAGUUGUUUUUAGUUCAAUAAUAUUUAGAUGUUCCAUUGAAUAAAUAAUUUAUUCCGCAUGAA